AUGCCCCCCUUGUUUCCUAUAUCAGAUUCUACUGAACACACGACAACACUCUCUAUGAAGCCCCUGCCAUCGUCAUCUGAUGUCGAAGUCGCGACCGACAGCGAUAGUGGCGAGCAAGUCUAUUCCGCAUUGUUUGAACGCAAAACAAUGCGCCACGUCGAUUGGCGGCUCUUACCCCUACUUGGAUCUCUCUACGCAUUAUCUCUCAUUGAUAGGACGAACAUAGGCAUAGCACUUGUUACAAAAAUGAGUGCAGAUCUCGUACGAAUGGACUGGAUGUUGGCACACGCUACAAUAUCGUAUCAUGCAUCUAUUUCAUCCCAUACAUUCUUCUCGAACUCCCAAGCAAUUUGUGCUUGCGCUGCAGUUGGAGCCCGUAAUCUCCUGAGCGGUGGUGUUAUCACUUGGGGUGCUGUACAACUGGCAAUGGGCUUCGUUCCAACUUGGGAAUAUUUGGCGCUUUGCAGGACUCUUCUAGGUGUCUUUGAGGCAGGGUUUUUCCCGGCAUUGGUGUUCAUCGUGACUACCUGGUACAAACGCUAUGAAGUUCAAAAGAAAUUGGCUGCGAUGCAUGUGACGUCGAUCCUCGCUGGUGGAUUCAGCGCCAUCUUGGCAUACGCUCUGAGUCUUCUUGAUGGCAAAGGAGGCCUCAGUGGAUGGGCGUGGAUCUUUAUCAUCGAAGGAGCGGCCACUAUUGCAUUUGGGAUAGCAUCUUGGAUAUUUAUCCCCGAUUUUCCCGACAAGAAUACCUUCCUUACCGCUAAACAGACUGCCUUGGUGCUACGACGUAUUGAAGAGGAUCGCGGUGAUUCAGUGCCUGAUUCAUUGAGAGGAAAGGUGCUGCUACAUCUCAGUGAUUGGAAAAUCUGGAUAUUUGCUACGAUGUAUCUGUGUGUAAACAGUCCCAGCGUACGCAGUCGCAUUCUUCGCAAGUUCGAUUUUGAGCGGCAUGGGCUGGAAUUUGGAGAUGUCUCUAUUACUUAUCACUCCUCCCUUAUCAAUUUUGUUCUGCAGGCUGUUAGUGUCAUAUUUUUUGCGUGGUUGUCGGACAGAUAUCGCAUGAGAGCAUUGUUCCUCGCCAUACAAGCACUGAUGACUAUAAUUGGACUGGCGUUGAUAGGCUAUGCUGACAUGUCUGGUUGGCGCUAUGCAGGAAUAUUCUUAGCUAGUGCAGGCUGCUCGGCAAGUAUCCCUGGUGUUCUAGCAUACACUUCCAAUAAUAUCGUCUCACAAUCUAAACGGGCUGUCACUACGGCGAUCACAGUCAGUUUCGGUGGAAUAGGUGGGAUCAUUGCUACUACUAUCUAUCGUCAGCAAGAUCUUCCGCGAUACCUUCCGGGGAUCAUCGCAACAAUUUCCCUUCAAGUACUUCUAUUGAUUCUGCUCGGCAUCAUGACGGUAUACUUCUGGUAUGAGAACAAGAAGGUGAAGUUGCAGAAAGACGGUCAGGUCGGGGGAUUUUUAUAUGUAUUAUGA
Molecule: messenger RNA, 1476 nt
Organism: Desarmillaria tabescens
Lineage: Eukaryota; Fungi; Basidiomycota; Agaricomycetes; Agaricales; Physalacriaceae
Product: major facilitator superfamily domain-containing protein
Exons: 14
Coding region: 1-1476 (491 amino acids)
Biological process (GO): transmembrane transport
Cellular component (GO): membrane
Molecular function (GO): transmembrane transporter activity
Source: RefSeq, a predicted model, not a curated record